UUUCAAUUUGGCCUCUCGGACUUAAUAUCUCUCUUCUUUUUACUAUCUUUCGGUUCCCCUUUCCUCACACGCAGGUCCGCUCCCUCCACCCUCUUCAAACCCUAAACCUAACCCAGCCUCGCUCCGGAGCCCCCCACCGAGGAUUCGACAUGAAAGGUGGAAAAUCGAAGUCCGAGUCGAAGAAAGCAGACGCGAAGCUUUCUGUGAAGAAAGGUGCAGCCAAAGCGGGCGCAACACGGGGUAAGAAAGCAGGGAAGGAUCCUAACAAACCUAAGCGGCCGGCCAGUGCCUUCUUCGUUUUUAUGGAGGAGUUCAGGAAGAAGUUUAAUGAAGAGAAUCCGAAUAACAAAGCAGUAUCCGCUGUUGGUAAAGCUGCUGGACAGAAAUGGAAAUCAUUGUCAGAUGCUGAAAAAGCACCUUACAUUGCUAAGGCUGACAAGAGGAAGGUUGAAUAUGAGAAAAAUAUGAAGGCCUAUAACAAGAAACAGGCCAGUGGAGCCAAUGCUGCUGAAGAAGAUGAAUCUGAGAAGUCCAUGUCUGAGGUGAAUGAUGAUGAGGAUGGAGACGAGGGCAGCGAAGAGGAGGAAGAUGACGAGUAAUGAAGAUGUAGAUGGUAGUAAAGUCAUUUAGGCUGUCAGUGAACUUGAUCGUUCUAUAUUAAUGGUCUGAUCAUUUCCUGUUAAUUGUUUUUUAUAUCAUGCAAAUAUAUUAGUAUCUCCCUGUUAUUUUGUUUGUGCAUUCAGAAACGAAUGGUUGUAAUGGGAGAUCAUCUGUCUUGUACCUUACAAUGUUAGUUAUUCCAAUCCAACUAUGUUUUUUUUUUUCAACUGAAAUGGCAACAACUUUCCACUCCACAUAGAGGAGAUGAAGAUGCA
Molecule: messenger RNA, 875 nt
Organism: Momordica charantia (bitter melon)
Lineage: Eukaryota; Viridiplantae; Streptophyta; Magnoliopsida; Cucurbitales; Cucurbitaceae
Gene: HMGB2
Product: high mobility group B2
Source: RefSeq, a predicted model, not a curated record